CAAACGGGAGAUAUCAAGAAUGAAAGAGAAAAACCCAAUUUCUCAUACGAGACAGCGUGCUGAAGAAGAAACAAAACGAAGUCAGUGUUCAGUCGCCAGAAGUUAAACCCGAAGUCUGCACUGUAAUCAUGGCGUCUGAACGUUAUAGUUUCUCACUUACCACAUUCAGUCCUUCGGGAAAGCUGGUUCAAAUUGAAUAUGCGCUGGCAGCCGUUGCUUCAGGUGCUCCCUCUGUUGGAAUAAAAGCGGCCAAUGGUGUUGUUCUUGCAACAGAGAACAAACACAAGUCAAUCCUCUAUGAAGAACAUAGUGUGAACAAAGUGGAGAUGAUAACCAAUCAUAUUGGAAUGGUCUAUAGUGGCAUGGGACCUGACUACCGUCUUCUAGUGAAGCGAGCAAGAAAGAUGGCACAACAAUAUCAGCUGAUGUACAAUGAGCCAAUUCCUACUGCUCAACUUGUUCAGCGUAUUGCCAUGGUUAUGCAAGAGUAUACUCAAUCUGGAGGUGUAAGGCCAUUCGGAGUGUCUCUUCUUAUUGCAGGGUGGGACAAUGAUAGACCAUACUUGUUUCAAUGUGAUCCAUCUGGUGCUUACUUUGCUUGGAAAGCAACAGCCAUGGGCAAAAAUUUUAUCAAUGGAAAAACAUUCCUUGAGAAAAGGUACAGUGAAGAUUUAGAAUUGGAUGAUGCUGUUCACACAGCAAUUCUUACUCUGAAAGAGAGCUUUGAGGGUCAGAUUACUGCAGACAACAUUGAAGUUGGCAUCUGUGAUGCUAAUGGCUUCAAGAGGUUGGACCCAGCAACUGUGAAGGAUUAUCUUGCUAACAUCCCUUAAGUACAAAGACUUUUUUAUUACCCUUAAUUGGUUAUGUAUUCUUUCAUAAAAUCAUAAAUAAAAUUAACAUUUCUUUGAGAUAAAA
Molecule: messenger RNA, 918 nt
Organism: Frankliniella occidentalis (western flower thrips)
Lineage: Eukaryota; Metazoa; Arthropoda; Insecta; Thysanoptera; Thripidae
Gene: Prosalpha2
Product: proteasome subunit alpha type-2
Exons: 6
Coding region: 129-833 (234 amino acids)
Biological process (GO): ubiquitin-dependent protein catabolic process
Cellular component (GO): proteasome core complex, alpha-subunit complex; proteasome core complex
Source: RefSeq, a predicted model, not a curated record